GGCGACGGCGGCGACUCCGCGCGGUGGGCCGGGCAGUAUUUAGUGUUGUGGGCGGUGGAAGUGGUCUAUCCCGGAGCAGAGGCCGGUGCAAGCCGGGAGGACCCGCCGGAUUAUGGAGGGUUCCUUCGUACAGCACAGCGUGAGGGUUCUGCAGGAACUCAACAAACAGCGUGAGAAGGGCCAGUAUUGCGACGCUACGCUGGACGUGGGGGGCCUGGUGUUUAAGGCGCACUGGAGUGUUCUGGCCUGUUGUAGCCAUUUCUUCCAGAGAAUCUAUGGCGAUGGCUCAGGGGGCAGCGUUGUCCUCCCUGCAGGUUUUGCUGAGAUUUUUGGCCUCCUGUUGGACUUUUUCUACACUGGUCACCUCGCCCUCACCUCAGGGAACAGGGAUCAGGUACUCUUGGCAGCCAAGGAGUUGCGGGUGCCAGAGGCUGUGGAGUUAUGCCAGAGCUUCCAGCCCAAAACCUCAGUGGGACAGGCACAGAAUGGAGCGGGGCAGCCUACCUCCCACGAUGUGAAAAGCCACCUCACAGAGCCAACAGACUUGGAUGAGGAGGAAGUUUUCAGGACUCUGAGCCUGGCGCCUGUGGAUCAGGAGCCCAGAGAUGGUCAGCAGCCUCAGCUCAACCCUCCUGUUCAGAACAGCCCCUCCUUCCUCUGCGGGAAACUCAAGCAGGCUCUGAAGCCUUGUCCCUCAGAGGACAAGGAGUCUGAGGACUGCAAGGAGCCCCCAAGGCCCUUCGAGACUGAAGGUGCUCCGCUGCAGGGCGAGAGCAAUGAGUGGGAAGUAGUGGUCCAAGUUGAGGACGACGGGGAUUACACUUCUGAGCCUGAGACUGUGUUGACCAGGAGGAAGCCAAAAGUCAUUAGAAAGCCCUGUGCUUCGGAGCCAGCCCUGGGUGCAGGUUCCUUGACAGCUGAGCCCACUGAGAGCAGAAAAGGCGGGGCUGUGCCUGUUGAAUGUCCCACGUGUCAUAAAAAGUUCCUCAGCAAAUAUUACCUAAAAGUCCACAACAGGAAACACACUGGGGAGAAACCCUUCGAGUGUCCCAAAUGUGGGAAGUGUUAUUUUCGCAAGGAGAACCUCCUGGAGCAUGAAGCCCGGAACUGCAUGAACCGCUCAGAACAGGUCUUCACAUGCUCCGUAUGCCAGGAGACCUUCCGCCGGAGGACAGAGCUGCGGGUGCACAUGGUGUCUCACACAGGGGAAAUGCCAUAUAAGUGUUCCUCAUGCUCCCAGCAGUUCAUGCAGAAGAAGGACUUGCAAAGCCACAUGAUCAAGCUGCACGGAGCCCCUAAACCCCAUGCAUGCCCCACUUGUGCCAAGUGCUUCCUGUCUAGGACGGAACUACAGCUUCACGAGGCUUUUAAGCAUCGUGGAGAGAAGCUAUUUGUGUGUGAGGAGUGUGGGCAUCGGGCCUCGAGCCGCAAUGGGCUACAGAUGCACAUCAAAGCCAAGCACAGGAAUGAAAGGCCUUAUGUCUGUGAGUUCUGCAGCCAUGCUUUCACCCAGAAGGCCAAUCUCAACAUGCACCUCCGAACACACACAGGCGAGAAGCCUUUCCAGUGCCACCUCUGUGGCAAGACCUUCCGUACCCAAGCCAGUCUGGACAAGCACAACCGCACCCACACGGGUGAGAGGCCUUUCAGCUGUGAAUUCUGUGAGCAGCGCUUCACUGAGAAGGGGCCCCUCCUGAGGCAUGUGGCCAGUCGCCACCAGGAGGGCAGGCCCCACUUCUGCCAGAUCUGUGGCAAGACCUUCAAAGCUGUGGAGCAGCUACGAGUGCAUGUCAGGCGACACAAGGGUGUGAGGAAGUUCGAGUGCACGGAGUGUGGCUACAAGUUCACGAGGCAGGCUCACCUGCGGAGGCACAUGGAGAUCCACGAUAGAGUGGAGAACUACAAUCCACGGCAGCGCAAGCUCCGAAACCUGGUCAUUGAGGACGAGAAGAUGGUAGUUGUGGCUCUCCAGCCACCCGCAGACAUGGAGGUGGGCUCUGCAGAGGUCAUUGUGGAGUCCCUGACCCAGGGUGGCCUUGCCUCCCAACUCCCUAGCCAGAGACUAUGUUCAGAGGAGAGCUUUGCCAGCCCCGGCGUCCUGGAGCCCUCACUCCUCAUCACAGCUGCUGUCCCUGAGGACUGUGACACAUAGUCACCCGCUCCCAUUUGGCCCCACUGACAAAUAAACGUGACAGUCACUUGU
Psammomys obesus (fat sand rat) is the source of this 2203-nucleotide messenger RNA. RefSeq names its product zinc finger and BTB domain containing 48 (gene Zbtb48). The transcript is spliced from 11 exons. NCBI's taxonomy places the organism in Eukaryota, Metazoa, Chordata, Mammalia, Rodentia, Muridae. Gene Ontology annotation, cellular component: nucleus. The record is from RefSeq and is a predicted model, not a curated record. The coding region runs from base 113 to 2152 and encodes 679 amino acids. Gene Ontology annotation, molecular function: DNA-binding transcription factor activity, RNA polymerase II-specific; protein binding; RNA polymerase II cis-regulatory region sequence-specific DNA binding. Gene Ontology annotation, biological process: regulation of transcription by RNA polymerase II.